Messenger RNA from Thamnophis elegans (Western terrestrial garter snake), 1361 nucleotides. RefSeq names its product cysteine-rich secretory protein LCCL domain-containing 2-like. The record is from RefSeq and is a predicted model, not a curated record. NCBI's taxonomy places the organism in Eukaryota, Metazoa, Chordata, Lepidosauria, Squamata, Natricidae.
GGGUGGGAAGAAGCAGAAAGAGGGUUAUAUAAAGGCGGAAGAGUCGGCGAACUCCUGCAGUCUUCGGCCGGGAGUUUGUCGCCCGUCGCCCCCUUCUUCUCCCCGGCUGAGCAGAGAGACGGACGCGCAUUUCUUUCGAGCGGAAUCCCGAGGAUCCGAUCCCCUUUCUUGGCAGAGGUCUAUAGAAUACUGCAGAAGUGUUCCCUUGGAAGAGGAUUGUUUGCACGCCUCUUAUUUCCACCACGCAGAAAAUGGCUAAGAAUCCUAUCAUGCCUUGGCUCAUCAUACCAUCCCUCCUCCUCUUCCUGACUCAUGGCAUCCACUGUUUCUUCUUGCCCAAUGCCACCCACUUGGAAAACAUCCUUAGUCAAUACCAAGAUGGGCAACCGCACUCAAGGGCCAAGAGAUCAAUUUCCCAAACUGACCAAGAUGAAAUCCUGAUGCUUCACAAUAAAUUGAGAGGGGAAGUCUACCCUUCAGCAUCCAACAUGGAAUACAUGAAAUGGGAUGAAGAGCUGGAGAGAUCUGCUGAAUCUUGGGCUCACCAAUGCAUCUGGGACCAUGGGCCGGUCAGUCUUCUCCCAUCCAUCGGCCAGAACUUGGCUGUUCACUGGGGAAGGUAUCGUUCCCCAAGUUUUCACGUCCAGUCUUGGUACGACGAAGUAAAAUAUUACACCUACCCAUAUCCCCAGGAAUGCAACCCUUGGUGUCCCGACCGAUGUUCAGGACCCAUGUGCACACAUUACACACAGGUGGUCUGGGCACCACCAACAAAAUCGGGCUGUGCCAUUACGUCUGCAAGAGGAUGGACCGUUGGUGGAGAAGUGUGGGAGAAUGCGGUGUACCUGGUCUGCAACUAUUCCUCCAAAGGCAACUGGAUUGGAGAAGCCCCGUAUAAAAAUGGCAGAUCCUGUUCUGAAUGCCCACCUAGCUAUGGAGGAGGGUGUAAGGCUAACCUCUGUUAUAAAGAGAAAGUAUCCGGAAAGUCUGAGGCCGAUCGGGCUAACGAAGUGGAGUUACAAAAGGUUCCGAAUCGAAUACAGCCCAAAACUGUAAAACCUACCAAGGAAAAGAAACCCACUGAGUUGACCUACAUGACUCAAGUGAUCAAGUGUGACACCAAAAUGAGGGACACGUGUCGAGGAACCACGUGUAACAGGUAUUUGUGCCCAGCUGGUUGCUUGAACAGUAAGGCAAAAGUAUUUGGAUUCCCCAAAUAUGAAAGUGCAUCCAGCAUAUGUCGAGCAGCUAUUCAUUCUGGAGCAUUAGAUAACAGAGGAGGCCUAGUAGAUAUUACUAGAAAAGGAAGAUCAGAUUUCUUCAUCAUGUCUAUAAGAAAUGGAGUUCAAACACUCAGGUAA